UUUAACUAUUAGUAUUUCUGGAACUGCCUGCUAUCCACAAACUCGGUUCGGCGUCGGCCUAAGAGUAAGAGUUGCCUCUUAUCUCCAUUUCCAAGUUCUUAUGGAUAGACUCCCAUAAAUAUCAAUCCAGAAAAGAAACUCGUCCUCCCUCCGUCCCUCCCCAAUCGACUGAGUUGAGAGCCUCUAAUCACACGGAAGAAUAGAAGGACGCACAAACAGGAUAAAGCAAAUCCCUUUGGACAAGAAAUAGGAAAUGGCUACAACAUGUAGCACGCGACCAUCAUCUCUGAUGUUAACCUACGCCACCUCCGCCACGCACCCACAAGAUCUCAGUCAAUCCCUUAUCUGUUUCAAGCCCAAAGCUCCGUCUUUCUACUCCUUGGCUUUGAAUUCUUGUGUCGUCGGGGAGAGAACAUCAGGCAAAUGGGUCAAUUUCGAUGCUCGCAGAGACGCCAAGUUUGGAGGUUUCCGAGUGGUUGUGGCUGCUGUGGCCGCGGAGGCGGAGGUGGCUGACGGAGCGGUGGCAGAAGCUGAAGUGGCGGGAGAGGGAACUGGUGGUGUGCCCAAUGCCACUGUAGCUACUACGAAGCCCAAGACCGGAAAGGCUGCAUUGCCUUUGAAGAGAGACAGAACAAGGUCUAAAAGGUUCUUGGAAAUUCAGAAACUGAGGGAGAACAAACAGGAGUAUGAUGUAAAAACAGCAAUAUCUUUGCUGAUGCAAAUGACAAGCACAAAAUUUGUAGAAACAGCCGAAGCUCAUUUUCGGCUUAACAUUGAUCCAAAAUACAAUGAUCAACAGCUAAGGGCAACAGUAAACUUGCCUAAAGGAACUGGACAGCCUGUGAAAGUUGCUGUCCUUACACAAGGUGAGAAGUUCGACGAAGCAAAAAAUGCAGGAGCAGAUUUGGUUGGCGGGGAAGAUCUGAUAGAACAAAUCAAGGGAGGAUUCAUGGAAUUUGACAAAUUGAUAGCAUCUCCAGAUAUGAUGCCUAAGGUUGCUAGCCUUGGUAGGAUCCUGGGACCUAGAGGACUCAUGCCAAACCCCAAAGCUGGUACUGUCAGCACCAAUAUACCUCAGGCAAUAGCUGAAUUCAAGAAGGGGAAAGUGGAAUAUCGAGCAGAUAAAACCGGGAUUGUUCACAUACCAUUUGGAAAAGCAGAUUUCUCUGAAGAUGACCUCCUUGUAAACUUGGUUUCUGCUAUUAAAUCUGUAGAAGCAAACAAGCCAUCGGGUGCAAAAGGAGUUUACUGGAAGAGUGCUCACAUAUGCUCAUCCAUGGGUCCUUCCAUCAGAUUAAACAUACGGGACAUGCUUGAUUACAAGCUUCCAUCGAGUGUCUGAUCACUGAUGAACACCUGUAAAUGGUGCGAUCAAAACUUCUCUUUAUGGGGCUUGAGCUUUGCCAGUUAACGGUUGUUAGAGAUGGUAGGUAGAUAAGUGAAGCGGCUAGGUAGGCAAGGCAAAGAAACAGUUCACAAAAGAAAGCGUCAGAUUGGAGGCUGUUAUGUCUUCACUAUGCAAGCUACUUGGUCGCUUUCAAUCUGCCCCAUAGGGAGAGAGCCUUGUGCCUGUUGCUAGUCAUAUAGGUUAUCAGUACUUCAUGCACUCCAAUUCUUGUGUGAUAAACCUUUGCUUAUGGCACUGUUUCUCAUUUGUUGAAUUAUAUCCCAUGUUUCAAAAAAGGCUCAUCUUACCUGCUUGUUAUGGUUUACUAGAAUCAACACCCACGGCUACGCCGCGGGGACUUAAUUUGCAACCAUAUCAUCUUCUUAGCAAUAGAUAUGUCAAUCAAUGGUGUGUCGGUGACUUGAAAUGGCAGGAGCAAACAUCACACUGAAAACAUUACCAAGAAAAUACUCAAUAGUCUGCCUCAACUACUAAAAAGAAGAGCUUGCACAUCAGUUUUUGAAUGGAGAACUUAAGAUCUGCAGCAUCUGAAAAGAAAAAGAU
This is a messenger RNA of Linum tenue, 1951 nucleotides long. The record is from the annotation of a GenBank genome assembly. NCBI's taxonomy places the organism in Eukaryota, Viridiplantae, Streptophyta, Magnoliopsida, Malpighiales, Linaceae.